UUGUGGCUCCCCUCUUUUUCUUGUCAUCCAUCCGCGUUUCAUGUUUGUGGACUCGGACAACUCACAAGCGUUGCUUACAUCUCCUUUGUAUAUCGGGCGGCUAUCUGUUGGCCUCAACACCUUUCAACGCCAAGGCACUUUCAGCACUACACCUCUUCUUUGUUUUUGACAACAUACUGUCGCCACGGGCGAUGGCAUCGCGCUCUGGAAGCACCUCUUCAACAUACGCGUACUACAAGCCUGAACAGCUUUCGCCUCAGUUACACCAAGCAGCCUUCGUCAAAGGCAGGUCAUCCUCGACUGGUACCAUCCACUCGAUCUCGUCAGCGCCAGCAUCGUCUCCAGUUCCCUCUUUCGACCAGCAACACGUCACAGCCUUUCCAGGCACAAUGGCAAGCGGCGGAAGUCGAAGCCACUGCCAAGCACAACCAGAGUCACCACAAGACCCCCAACCACUGAGAAAGUCAUCCGUCGCAAGGCGCGUCAAAUCAGCCCUCAAAGACGUCUUCGCGUCUCGCGGCAUCGAUGACACACAGCUGGAGCACAUCUCGCAACGACACUGGUCGGAGCUGGACGGGCAAAGCGAGGCUGGGCAACAGCAAAGGGAACGGGGCCAGACGUUCCAUGCGGUGGAGCAGAACACACCACCGCCCCGCGUGCCGGUGGAGCGGAUUCGUCAUUGUCAUUGGACGGAGCUGGCUGGCGAGAGUGAAAUAGACAGUUGAGAAGGAUCUAAUUCGGGCGGGCUUGUUCUGAUACCCUUCUGUGUACGGGGUUGGUGCCGGAGUCGGAAUUGCGGCGUUACAGAGCAGGGCUUGGGUGUUAACGGCGUGGGUGGAUAAAACCGAUUCA
Molecule: messenger RNA, 852 nt
Organism: Neohortaea acidophila
Lineage: Eukaryota; Fungi; Ascomycota; Dothideomycetes; Mycosphaerellales; Teratosphaeriaceae
Exons: 1
Coding region: 192-725 (177 amino acids)
Source: RefSeq, a predicted model, not a curated record